Camellia sinensis is the source of this 2075-nucleotide messenger RNA. The record is from RefSeq and is a predicted model, not a curated record. Lineage: Eukaryota; Viridiplantae; Streptophyta; Magnoliopsida; Ericales; Theaceae.
AAAGCACAUUGUUAAUUUUCUUGUGUAUAGCAAUCGUGGAACAAUUUUUCAGAAGUCUGUGGAUGUAACUGAUGUACCUAGUAGGACAUCUGAUUAUUAGUUAGGCCUCAUGGACAAGGUAGUGGAUGAAAUUGGAGAAGAAUAUGUUGUGCAAAUCGUAACUGAUAACAAAGCUGCGAUAAAGGCUGCUGGUUACAAACUCAUGCAAAAAAGGAAGAAUCUGUAUUAGACAGGAUGUGCAGCUCAUUGUAUUGAUCUUAUGUUAGAGGAUAUUGGGAAGAAAAAAAGUAUAGCAAAGGUGUUGGAUUGUGCAAAAGUAAUCACACGCUUUAUUUACAACUCCAAUUGGGUCGUUGAUUUCAUGAAAAGAUUCACAGGAGAUAGAGAGUUGUUACGUCCUGUCAUCACACGCUUUGCCACCAAUUUCAUUACUUUGGAAAGCAUUGUUAAACAUAAGAUUGCUUUACAAGAUAUGUUUCAUUCUCAAGAGUGGAAGCACAACAAAUGGUCCAAAAAAGGAUGAUGUAAAAGAAGCGAAAAAAAUUAUACAAAGUAAAGAUUUUUGGACCAAGGCGGCAGAUGUAUUAAAAGUUCAAGAACCACUUCUAAAAGUGCUUAGACUUGUAGAUGGGGAUGAAAAGCCCACAAUGGGUUUUAUAUAUGAAGCCAUGGAUAGAGCAAAGUUGGCCAUCAAACAAAAUUGUCACUAUUAUGUAGAUUAUUGGAAGAUUAUUGAUAAUCGAUGGGCUUUCCAACUACACACGGACUUGCAUGCUGCUGGUUAUUUUUUAAAUCCCAUAUUCCAAUAUGGAGAGCACCUUUCUAAUCAUCGAGAAGUGAUGAGUGGAGUUAGAAAUGUGAUUUCGAGACUUCUACCAGAUUUAAACGAGCAAAUACAGGCGAUAAACCAAAUCUCUUUAUUUUGUAAUAAAGAAGAUUCUUUUGGUGCUGUGUUAGCACAAAGAGCAGUGAAAGCAACAAAUCUUGCUGAAUGGUGGAUCCAUUAUGGUACAUCGGCUCCGGCACUCCAAAAAGUGGCUGUGAGAGUAUUGAGCCAAACCACGUCUUAUUUUAAUUGUGAGCGCAAAUGGAGUACAUUUAGCCUGAUACAUACAAAGACAAGGAAUCGGUUGAAGUAUAAAAAAUUAAAUAAACUUGUUUAUGUGUAUUACAAUAUGAGGCUAAAGAUCAGACAUGCAACACGAAAAAGCCAAGAUGACAGAGAGGAAUCUUUUAACCCCAUCAAUCUUGACUAUAUAUUUGAAGAAGAUGAUCUAUUAACUCCAUGGCUUAAAGAGAGAGAACAUGCAGUCUUGGAUGAUGAAGAUAACUCAGGUUGGUUGAUUGUUGAUGAUGAUGAUGAUGAUGAGGGAGAUCAUGCAACUAGUAGCCAAGUACCUCAACACCAUCAAAGAGCAGGGUCUGCUGGAAGUGGCUCUAGUGAGGGUCGCGGUUUGAGUCCACCUAGUGGUAGUGGAGAUGAUAGUGAUGGCAGUCGUCCUCUAACAGGUGGUGGUAGUGGUGGACAAUGGGAGUCUGCAGGUUCUGCACAUGGUUGUAGACGUAGUGUUCAUCAUAUUGAUCAUGAUUGGAAUAGGGAUUCUACACAGCAACGACGACAUUCUAUUUCUACUCCUGAUGUAGAAGCAUCAAUUGGGCGUUCACGACAUAUUGAUGAUAUUUAUGGUCAUCGUGACCUUAGAAAUUAAUUUGGACACCUCGGAGUUAGACAAGAAGAUGGAAGGGGAACUCAACAUUGGCGACCAAUAUGCCAAGUACCAUAUCCUUAUUACCCUCCUCCAAGUCAACCACCACCACACAUCUAUCAACCACCUUAUAUGGAAAAUUGGAACUACUCUCAACAACCUCAUCAAUAUCCAUAUAUAGAGGGUUUCAAUUAUGGUACAGGGGGGCUUGCAAUGACACAACAACAAUCAAGUAGCAGUGGCAGCAACAACACUACUUAUGAUCAAUGCACUUUUAAUAACUACUACCAGGAAUAUCAAUAUGGAGAAAUAGGCCAACCAAUUCAUAGUGAUGAUCAAAGUGAUGUGAGAUAUAGAGAUUCUUCUGUA